AUGGUGGCCCAGAAGAGGAAGGGGAACCGGUGGAGGAUGGCUCCUCCUGGCCAGGUGGACCCCUUCCCAUCUAAACCCAGCGUCCUGAAGCAAAAGGGCCAGUCACUGAUAUUGGGAGUAUGUGCGCCCACCUCUUGCCCUCACUUUUCCCUUACACAGGUGAUACUGACUUUAGAGGACAAAAACAUAAAGGGCUUCACAUGGGCCAUAGCCCCCGCCUUGACUGCCCUGGGCUACCUGCUCAUACUGCUGGUCACCAUCUUCCCCUUCUGGGUGUGCCUUGUGAACGAGGAGUCCCGUGAAGUGUUUUACAGUGGCCUGUUUGAGAACUGCUUUCAUAUCAAGUGCUGGAAGCCUCGACCCUUAUCCAUUUACAUCAUCCUCGGCCGAGUUUUCCUGCUGUUUGCAGUCGUCUUGUCUUUCCUCACCACCCUCACCAUGGUGUCUUUUGCAUCUCAGCUCUUUCCAAGGACCUGGAAGCAAACUUUUUUAUCAGCCUCCAUCAGCUUCUUCACAGGGGCUUGUGCUUUCCUGGCCUUGCUGCUGCACGCCCUGGAGAUCCAGAGUCUGAGGAUGCAGCCCCGCCCGCCCCAGUUCUCCGUGCAGUGGCCUUACUAUGUCCUGGGCUUUGGUAUCCUUCUGUUCAUAGUGGCUGGUGUCAUCUGCCUCUUUCAAGAAGCCCGCCAUAGGUGCCAUUUAUUACGCAUUUCCCAGAGUAUCAGGGAGACUCAAGAGAGUCCACACCUGGAGAUUCUGGAGAGUUUUGGAGGAGGACUGAGCUCAAUGCAAAAGGAGACGCUGCUGAAGGAAGAGACAGUUAUCUAGUCCCGGAGAGUCUGUCUAACCUUCAU
This is a messenger RNA of Myotis lucifugus (little brown bat), 851 nucleotides long. It is a transcript of the gene TMEM225B, whose product is annotated as transmembrane protein 225B. The coding region runs from base 1 to 825 and encodes 274 amino acids. The transcript has 6 exons. Gene Ontology annotation, biological process: negative regulation of phosphatase activity. Lineage: Eukaryota; Metazoa; Chordata; Mammalia; Chiroptera; Vespertilionidae. The record is from RefSeq and is a predicted model, not a curated record.